AUGUCGAGGCAGCUCAACAUGGACACCCUGCGGCAAAACUUCUGGAAGGAAGAAUACCUCAGAGAGAUGAGGUUGCGCUGUGAAUGGCACCGCAAGCAUGGAACUCUGGUGAAGGCCAAGCAGAAGGCCAAGGCUGCAGCCCGUCUUCCCCUCAAACUGCCCACCCUGAUGCCCAAGAGCCCAGGCUUGCCACCACCUGUCUCCAAAACAGCCCUUUCUAAGGCCCCCAGCCCUGUCCCAGAGGUUCACUUUCAGUCAGAAAUGUACCCAGUAUCACCCGACACCAAAGCCCUGCUGUAUGAAGGCAUCUCCCAUGACUUUCAGGGGCGCUACCAGUAUCUCAACACCCGAAAACUGGACCUGCCAGAGACGCGCUACCUGUUCCCCAUCACCACCAACUUCACCUAUGGCUGGCAGCUGGAUACCAAAAGAAGGACCUGGUGGAACAUCUUAGAGCUGGGUGACGGUGGCAGACAGCUUCAGGCCACACUGCCGUCGGUCACUGCAGAGUCCCGUUGUCCAGCACCCAGAUGCCCCGCCACAAAGCAAGAAAUGGUCUCUUGCAAGAUGUGCCGCAUCGAGUCAUUCUUCAGGAAGAAUGGGGCCUUUGCACUGCUGGAUCCCCGAGACCUGGCCCUCUGA
Molecule: messenger RNA, 642 nt
Organism: Onychomys torridus (southern grasshopper mouse)
Lineage: Eukaryota; Metazoa; Chordata; Mammalia; Rodentia; Cricetidae
Gene: Spmip1
Product: ATP6V1F neighbor
Exons: 3
Coding region: 1-642 (213 amino acids)
Source: RefSeq, a predicted model, not a curated record